UGCUUUGGCCGUCGAGCUCCGCACCGAACAGCUCUCUGUCAAGCAACGAAAAAAUGAAGUCGAUGAUUACAUUGGUCUCCCUGGCCUUUAUGGCUGCUGUUGCGUCGGCUGGCUUCCUUGGUGGUGGCUACGGCGGUUACGGUGGGUACGGCGGAUACGGAGGCGGCUACGGAGGGUACGGAGGUGGCUACGGAGGAUACGGAGGUGGCUACGGCGGCUAUCCAGCUGGUCGGGCUUUCUCCUACUCCACGCACAUUCAGCACCCAGCAUCGUAUGGAGGCUACGGUGGAUACGGUGGAUAUGGUGGAUACGGCGGCUACGGAGGGUACGGAGGUGGCUACGGAGGAUACGGAGGUGGCUACGGCGGCUAUCCAGCUGGUCGGGCUUUCUCCUACUCCACGCACAUUCAGCACCCAGCAUCGUAUGGAGGCUACGGUGGAUACGGUGGAUAUGGUGGAUACGGUGGCCGCGGCGGCUAUGGAGGCUAUGGCGGAUACGGAGGCUACGGGCAUGGGCUUGGUCAGGGCUACGGACACGGCUACGGUCACGGCCAUGGAUAUCACGGCUGA
Messenger RNA from Rhipicephalus sanguineus (brown dog tick), 569 nucleotides. Its product is annotated as neuropeptide-like protein 31. The record is from RefSeq and is a predicted model, not a curated record. The transcript is spliced from 4 exons. The coding region runs from base 54 to 569 and encodes 171 amino acids. Lineage: Eukaryota; Metazoa; Arthropoda; Arachnida; Ixodida; Ixodidae.